GUUAGUGGAAGUAUUUUUGUUUUAUUUCCUGAACUUUUUAAAAUAGAAAAUGUGGGACAAUGACCUAGAAUUGAAGUUUAUAGAGUUUUUUCAAGCAGAGCCCAUAUUAUGGGACACAAAACACCGAAAUUACAAAAACAAGAAUCUAAAUCACGACGCGUGGGGUAGAAUUGCACAAUUGAUGGACCUACCAAUACCAGAUCUCAAGAAGAAGAAGGAAUCUCUUUUUGCAAGUUAUCGGAAAUACAGAAAGAUGGUUAAAGAUUCCUACCAAUCGGGUGAUGGGGAAAAUGAAUUUUACAAACCAGUAUGGUUUGCAUAUGAGGCUUUGGGUGGAUUUCUGAGUGAUGGACUUGCUCCGAAGAUAACAAUAAAUACGCAAUCAAGGGAUGAACAGCCAGGCACAAGUACAAUUAUUUCAGAAGAGGAAAUAAUGAAUAAUCCAGGAGAAACCAAAAAUGAAAUAACAACACCACGAACUGGUCGUUCUCGUUCCCUUCAGUGCGAGGUAAAAGAGGCCGGAAGGCAUGUGAAGGAGGCACUGAGUUUGUUUCAAGAAAGUGUUAAAAGAAGAGAGUCUCAAGAACCCCCGGAUGACUGUGAAAUAUAUGGCAUGGGGUUAGCCAAGAAAUUAAGAGCUUUCUCUGAAGAAGAACGACUAGAAAUCAUGUAUGAGUUCGAUGCCAUAAUUCUCAAUCGUCGACGAACAAAGCAACCAAACAGGUUCACAAACACAGUAUUUAAUCCAUCUUCAGAAUACACUCGAUCUUCAUCUGCUAUAUCUUCCCCUUCCCCUGGUAUCUCUUGCUACUCUGAACCUCUGUCACACAAAAUGGCUUCUAUACAAAAUGUCCGUAUGACAGAUUCCGCAUCGCCGGAGAUUCAUACAUCAGAAGUAGAACAUACACUCCUAGUGUAUUCUAAACCACUACAAAUUCAGACACCAUCCAAAGAAAAAUAUACAAUUCAAAUGUAUUCUGAAUCACCACAAGUUAAUGUCUUACAAAAUGCAGAUGCACAAAGUAGCUCAAACAUACACAUUAUUUCGGACGACCUAUUGAGAAGUACCUAUCGUUCUGAUGUUAUUUGUAAUGCCUUUAAUAAUGCUUAG
Molecule: messenger RNA, 1111 nt
Organism: Acanthoscelides obtectus
Lineage: Eukaryota; Metazoa; Arthropoda; Insecta; Coleoptera; Chrysomelidae
Source: the annotation of a GenBank genome assembly